Messenger RNA from Paramisgurnus dabryanus, 1879 nucleotides. RefSeq names its product GTPase IMAP family member 8-like. The record is from RefSeq and is a predicted model, not a curated record. Gene Ontology annotation, molecular function: GTP binding. Lineage: Eukaryota; Metazoa; Chordata; Actinopteri; Cypriniformes; Cobitidae.
UUUAUUUUAACUUUUUCAGCUAAGAGCUACAAUGGAUGAAGUGAGAAUUGUUCUGUUGGGUAAGCAAGGAGCAGGAAAGAGUUCAUCAGGAAACACUCUUAUGGGUCGUAACCAGUUUCGAACUGCAGCCCACACUGAUCGAGUAACUCAGACCUGUUCAGCCCAAACAUCCACUAUAGGCCAGGAAAAGAUCACGGUGGUUGAUACACCUGGAUGGCCCGAUUCUUCAUCUGAGACUGAAAUCAAGCAGGAGAUCAUGAAAUGCAUUGACAUGUGCAGUCCUGGACCUCAUGUGUUUCUCCUGGUGUUGCCCCUCGGAAGAUUUACUUACGAAGAGAUAAAAACAAUCAUCGAUAUUAUGACUGAAUUUGGCCCUGAAGCUUACAAACACAUGCUACUGCUGUUCACCAGAGGAGACGAUCUGGAGGGGAAGACCAUUGAAGACUACCUUAAAAAUACACAAGAAGACCUAAAGAAAAUACUUGAGAUGUGUUCUGGAUAUCAUGUGUUCAACAACAGAGACAAAAACAAUUACAGUCAAGUUUCUUUUAUUUUACAGAAGAUCAAUCGUAUGGUUGAAAACAAUGCUAAAAACUGUUACACUAAGACUAUGUAUCAAAAUAAAGAUCAACAAAAAGAACAAGAGGCAUGGCGAAGAAAAGAAGAGAAUUUGGCACAAAGCAAAUAUUCCACUAGACAUAAAAAUAGAGAAACAAGACGAGGGAAAUACAGUGAAAUGAAUCAGAAAAGAGAAAUACAAAGCCAAAUAAAAGAAGUGAGCCAAAAACCAGCCAAAAGACCUGAAGAUCAUGUCAGAUUUGAUAUUAAAGAAGGCCAACAGCUGGCUCGGGUUUGUGAGCCUUUGGGCAAGAUCAUGAAAAAGAGUCUUCACCAAUAUAAACAGUCCGAGCACUGCAGUUUUCCAUCAAAAAAGACUCGUAUUGUCCUGGUUGGUAAAACAGGGAGUGGGAAGAGUGCCACAGGAAAUACAAUCCUUGGAAAGCAGGUUUUUCAACAAGAAUCAAGCUCCAAGUCAGUGACCAGGCAAUGCAAGAAGGCUACUGAAAUUGUUGGUUAUAAAGAAAUCACAGUGGUGGACACUCCUGGAUGGUGUGAUACGGAGCUAUCUGAUGAAGAGCUUAAGGAGGAAGCAGUCAAGUGCAUCGACCUGGCCUACCCUGGACCUCAUGUCUUUCUACUUGUGUUAAAGAUUGGUCGUUUCACCAAUGAAGAGAAAAAAACAGUCCAGAAAAUAAGGGAUGUCUUUGGUGAAGAUUCCAAUAAAUACACAAUGAUCCUGUUCACAAGAGGUGACGAUCUGGAGGAAAACAAACGCAUCAAUGACUAUGUAAGUGAGGCUACAAAAGAUCUUAAAGCUUUAGUUGAGGAGUGUGGGGGCAGAUAUCAUGUUUUCAACAAUAGAGAUGAAAACCGUCACCAAGUAUCAACACUCCUAAAGAAGAUCCAAGAUAUGGUGAAAACCAACAAUGGCCAGUGCUUUUCUAACACGACAUACCAACUAUUACAAAAAUACAAAACAAGAGAAGCUGAGUUAAAGGAGCAAAUCCAAGCUGCUGAGAGGGAGAAACAAGCCAAAGAAGAAAAGUUAAAAGAACUGGUGAAGGAGAAUCAACACUACAAGAAGAGAGAGGCAGAGCUAGAGCAACAAGUACAACAACAACAACAACAACUACAACAACAUAAUUAUGUCAGAAAAUUGGUUGAACAGUUUACAAUGAAGUCUACAGAAGACACGCAAAGGCAAAAAGAAGAAAGUGGAAAACUAGCUGAACUAAAACGGCAGCUGGAAAAAGAAAAGGCUGAAAGGGAAGCAAUGUAUAAGCUUCUACAAGAAAAGUCAAGUUGCUGUAUUUCAUAA